Molecule: messenger RNA, 1359 nt
Organism: Peromyscus eremicus (cactus mouse)
Lineage: Eukaryota; Metazoa; Chordata; Mammalia; Rodentia; Cricetidae
Gene: Foxq1
Product: forkhead box Q1
Exons: 1
Coding region: 160-1359 (399 amino acids)
Biological process (GO): anatomical structure morphogenesis; cell differentiation; regulation of transcription by RNA polymerase II
Molecular function (GO): DNA-binding transcription factor activity, RNA polymerase II-specific; RNA polymerase II cis-regulatory region sequence-specific DNA binding
Source: RefSeq, a predicted model, not a curated record
CUUUCUACGGAAAAGUGCCUCUCUCGGAAAGAGGCAGGAGCGGUCCUUCCCGGGAGACGCCUGCCUCCUGCGCGCGGGAUCGCCACCCCGCGCGCCACUCGCUUCCUACGACCUCGCAGGAAAAGGGUACAGCGCCGGUCGGGGAGCACCAGCGCCGGCAUGAAAUUGGAGGUGUUCGCCCCACGCGCUGCCCACAGGGACAAGAUGGGCAGUGACCUGGAGGGGACCGGCAGCAGCGACGCUCCAUCUCCGCUGUCGGCGGCUGGCGACGACUCCUUAGGCUCUGACGGGGACUGCGCGGCCAACAGCCCAGCGGCGGGCGGCGGCGCCGGGGAUCUGGAGGGCGGUGGCGGCGAGAGGAGCUCGGGUGGCGAGCCCAGCUCCCAGGACGGUUCCGAGGCGGCCGAUGGCAGAGCGCAGACCUCUGCGGCAGGGCAGUGCGCGGGCGGCGUGGGCAGCGGCGAGGGCGCGCGCAGCAAGCCGUACACGCGGCGACCCAAGCCCCCGUACUCCUACAUCGCGCUCAUCGCCAUGGCCAUCCGCGACUCCGCGGGCGGACGGCUGACGUUGGCCGAGAUCAACGAGUACCUCAUGGGCAAGUUCCCCUUUUUCCGCGGCAGCUACACGGGCUGGCGCAACUCGGUGCGCCACAACCUCUCUCUCAACGACUGCUUCGUCAAGGUGCUGCGCGACCCCUCGCGGCCCUGGGGCAAGGACAACUACUGGAUGCUCAACCCCAACAGCGAAUACACCUUCGCGGACGGGGUCUUCCGCCGCCGCCGCAAGCGCCUCAGCCACCGGACGACAGUCCCCACGUCGGGGCUGCGGCCGGAGGAAGCCCCACCCGGACCCGCGGGGACCCCGCAGCCCGCGCCUGCCGCCCGGUCCUCCCCGAUGGCGCGCUCGCCUGCUCGCCAGGAGGAGCGCUCCAGCCCCGCGAGCAAGUUCUCCAGCUCCUUCGCCAUCGACAGCAUCCUCAGCAAGCCGUUCCGCAGCCGCCGCGACGGCGACACGACUCCGGGGGUGCAGCUGCCCUGGGGCGCCGCUCCCUGCCCGCCGCUGCGUGCCUACCCCACGCUCCUUCCCCCGGCGCCCAGCGGCUCCCUGCUGCCACUCUGUGCAUACGGUGCGGGCGAGCCCACGCAGCUGGCGUCGCGCGGAGUCGAGGUGCAGCCCGCAGCGCCCCUGCUGCUGGCGCCCCUGUCCGCGGCGGCCGCCGCUAAGCCAUUCCGAGGUCCGGACACCGGCGGCGCGGCGCACCUGUACUGCCCCCUACGGCUGCCCGCGGCCCUGCAGCCGCCUUCGGCCUGCGGUCCGGGCCUGCACCUGUCCUACCCGGUGGAGACGCUGCUAGCUUGA